CCUCCCAAAGUCAGUAACAGAACCGGGCUAAUCCAAGAUUAAAAGUUAGACCUGAAGGGUCUGGAUCAAAAGUUCAACGGCAGCGGAGUCAGCAUGAAGACUGAACAGAGUUAAUGGCUGAGCUGUAAGAAAUACCGGAUGUAGUUCUGAUGGUGGUUCUGAUCGGGGUAUUUUUUUGGUGAUGACGGACUCUGGGCUAGACUACUUUGAGCUGCUGCAACAUGAAGUCAACAAGAAUCCAGAUAGGCUGCUGGAUGUGGGAAAGGAGGAGGACCAGGAGGAGGUUGCUCCUCCUUGCAGAACCCUCCCAGCUCUCUGCUCCAUCCCCCGGGGCUUAGUGGUCUCCCCUGGCCUUGGAGGAACACCAGUCACCCCCCAGUUGACAGAGGACCUGAGGAGGAUUCUCUUCGGAGGAACGUUUCACGUCUUCAACUACGAGUGGAGGAAGUCUUUCUUCCAGUUCAGAGAGCCAGGCUCUGAAAUGUCGUACGCCCUGGAGGCAGACAGGGGCGGAGCUCGAGCUAUUCAGAUGGUCAUCCAAGCUCGCAUCAUCAAGUACCUCCUGUUCAGUCGACCGGACAGCACAGAGAUAGGGACGCUGGACAACCUCACUCAGGUGGAACAGAGGGACCAGGAAAAGGCACUUGCAGCUGCACUCUCUGACAGCCUCUGGUUGGCCGGUCAGGAGGAGCGAGCCACUGUUACCUUGGUAACGGAGGCCUACUGCAUCACUCCCCACCUGGACUACAAGAUGGACAACUUUACGGAGAAGUUGCAGCUGUUCACAUUCAACAAGAAGGAGGACGUCCAGAAGUUCAUCAUGAACCAUAUUAAAUGUUUUAAAGAGGAGGGGAGCCAUGGAGUCAUCCUGUUCUUGUAUAGCCUGAUCUGCUCCCGGACAGUAGAGAGGAUGAGAGACGAUUUGGACUGCGACACCGCCCAUCUGCUGCACCUCAGCCUGGGAAACUUUGUGUGUCGACAGCCUUUAAUGAACCUGCUGCUGACCGGCAGAGCAAGCUCUCACGUCUUCAAUGGGACGCUGCAGUUUGGGGAGGACGGCCAGCCUCUGGAGCGCCCCCUGAAGGGAGUCCUGUCUCGCAGCGAUGUUGGUUAUCUGCACUGGAGCCGGGAGCAGAUGAACCGAGACGGGCUGCCGCAGGUAGGCAGCAUGCUGAAGACCCCCAGGUUCCCAGUCUGGGUUUGUAGCAUUAACACCAGCCACUCGGUUCUGUUCAGCCUGAGCCGCUCCCUGCUGUCUGACUGGAGGAUGGAGCACCUGUUUCAGCUCUUCUAUUAUAAUGGCCAGAACUGCCAGAGGUCCACGGCACGACUAACCGUUGAUACUCACUCCCACCACUGGGAGGCGAUGUCUAAUGAGUCAGACCCAGAGAAAAGGUUCCCGUCCCUGGAAAUGACCAUCAGGACAAAGUGGGACGGAGCCGCCAUUAACUGGAACGGGACUGACCCAUUCUACUGAGCAGAUGAGUUAUAGCUCCCCCUGCUGGCGCUAUCCUGACCUGCAUGUAUUAAUCAACACAACAUAAGGAUGAGAGAAAUGAGAAGCUCUGAUAAUCUAAAGCAUCUGGGGAGAAAUCUAAAUUGGAAACAAUAAAA
This is a messenger RNA of Cyprinodon tularosa, 1614 nucleotides long. It is a transcript of the gene mindy4b, whose product is annotated as MINDY family member 4B. The record is from RefSeq and is a predicted model, not a curated record. The transcript is spliced from 11 exons. Gene Ontology annotation, biological process: protein K48-linked deubiquitination. Bases 182 to 1477 code for a protein of 431 amino acids. Lineage: Eukaryota; Metazoa; Chordata; Actinopteri; Cyprinodontiformes; Cyprinodontidae. Gene Ontology annotation, molecular function: K48-linked deubiquitinase activity; cysteine-type deubiquitinase activity.